Molecule: messenger RNA, 2236 nt
Organism: Oncorhynchus mykiss (rainbow trout)
Lineage: Eukaryota; Metazoa; Chordata; Actinopteri; Salmoniformes; Salmonidae
Product: arrestin domain-containing protein 1
Biological process (GO): protein transport
Cellular component (GO): cytoplasm
Molecular function (GO): ubiquitin-like ligase-substrate adaptor activity; ubiquitin protein ligase binding
Source: RefSeq, a predicted model, not a curated record
GACGUCACGGCGGAUCAACUUGGACAGGGAAGAAAACGCCACUACUGCGUAGUGCGCACAGGUGAUUCAGUUGUCGGUGCCACCUUCUCGUGGUGGAAAACAUGGGAAAACUCCAAGAAUUCGACAUAACUUUUAAAGACAAUAAAGUUGUUUAUAGUCCUGGAGAGUCACUUUCAGGCACUCUGAAAAUCACAACCACCGAAGCUCUGCUAUGUAAAGAUAUCAAAGUGAAUUGCCAAGGCUUCUGUGGUGUCACCAGCAAGAGCAAUGACACAGCCUGGAUGGUGGAAGAGCAGUACUUCAGCAGCACGCUCUCUGUGGCAGAUAAAGGAACCCUGAAACCGGGAGAUCACAGUUUUCCGUUCAAGUUUCUCAUUCCAGCCUCUGUUCCCACAUCCUUUGAAGGAAACUAUGGAAAAGUUAUGUACAGAGUGAGGGCUUUCAUUGACACUCCUCGCUUCUCUAAGGACUAUAAGGUGGAGAAGCCUUUCUACCUGCUGAGUCUCCUCAACCUCAAUGAUGUACCUGACAUCCAUGGACGUAGUUCAUCUUCCAUUACUAAGAAGUUCACCUACCUGCUGGGGGUAAAGACAGGAACUGUGGUGCUGAAGGCCCAUAGUGACAUGAAGGGCUACACGCCUGGUCAGGUCAUCCAACUGACCACAGAGCUCCACAACCAGUCUGGGAAAACCACAGGGACUGUGGUAGCCUGUCUCAUUCAGAAAGUAACUUACCAGACAAAGAAGCCUACCAUUGACUUGAGGACUUUAGUGCAGGUGGAGGGUGCUGGGGUGAAGGCUGGCAAACAAGCUGAGUGGAAGGAGAAGAUUAUUGUACCUCCUCUGCCCCAGUCAUCUCUGGCUGACUGUGGUCUAAUAAACAUGGAAUACUUUAUUCAAAUCUCCUUGAAAUCUCCAGAGGCUUCGUUUUUGUUGCCCAUCCACAUUGGAAACAUCUCAGUGGAUACCACGUCAGCACGACCCUCCAGACCCCCUCCUCCAACCACCGAUCCUUCUCGCUCCUCCGCAAACCCUACCAAGCUAGAAAAUAGCAGACGCUCUGAGCCGUCCUCCCAAGACAAAGAAACUCCUACUACCCCUUGCCCUUCCCCCCACCCAGCCCCAAAACCUGUUCCCAGAAUCAGAGUCUCCACUUCCUCCCCUGCCUCCCCCAGUGCCCCUCCAGCUGAGAUGGACUAUCUGGUCAUGGGCGCUAAGGGGCAGGUGACCGAGGCCCUCCCAACUGAGAGCCACUCCCAGCUUGGUUUCUUGAGUUCUCAGGCCACUGUCUCCCCCAGUGCCUUCAGCUAUGCCCCAGGCCUCACCUUCUCCCAGAACCAGUCCCAGAGUGACGCCAAAAACCCAACGGGACCUUUGUUCUGUGUGUCCACAGGUGCCACCAUCCCAUUCUUCUCUGAGGGCAGUACCAACCCCAAGCCUACCCUCUACCCACUCCUGCCUCCUGAGUACAGCACCUCAACACUCCCACAUGAGGCUCCUCCCAGCUAUGUCGAGAGCUGUAGCAGCAACACAUAAAACAACGUCAUGACACAGGAGAGACUGCUGGCAACACUGAACAUGACAACCAACCUCCCUUCUACUCGAUCAUGCUUCCAGAUAGAUCUCUUAAGUACGUCAGCCCAGGUUAAGCAACACCUUUUUUAUGAUUACUGAUUGCUUUCACACAUUGUUUGCGCUUUCAGGACAGUAAUGUUUUUACAUAAACAAUUUUUAUAGCUGGAGACACAUUUUCAAAGUUAAGUCAGGGUAGAAUUAGUUAAGAAUAUGUUGAAAUUGUAUUUUUUUUACUAGGCAAGUCAGUUAAGAACAAAUUCUUAUUUACAAUGACGGCCUACCCCGGCCAAACCCGGACGAAGCUGGGCCAAUUGUGCGCCGCCCUAUGGGACUCCCAAUCACGGCCGGUUAUGAUACAGUCUAGAAUCGAACCAGGGUGUCUAGUGAGGUUCUAGCACUGAGAUGCAGUGCUUUAGACCGCUGUGCCACUCGGGAGCCAAAACACCUAUGAUUGAAACAAGUGAAGAUCCAUGAAGCCCACUAGCAACUGCCCAGGCUAUGUUUUAUGUAACCUGUAUGUUUAUUUAUUGUUUUCACUAAACUGUCUAUUCAUAGACAAUUCACUAUGUUCUAUAUCCAAAUAAUGUUUUAUGCAUAGGAAAUACAGUGCCUUGAUACUCUACAAUGCACAACCUAAUAAAAUUGUGUUGUAUGUUUAGCCA